UUCUGGAAAUGACUUCAAAUACCUUCAAUCAAUCCAAAUUUAUACCAACCGCACCGGAAAAGGGUAGCUUUCCACUUGACCACGAAGGUCUGUGCAAAAAAUAUUAUCUCCUGUAUAUGCGGUGUCUGCAUCAAAGUGACGAUCAAAGUUCACAGUGUCGCAAAGAGGCGCAGGAAUAUUUAAAUUGUCGCAUGCAGAAUGAGCUUAUGGAAAAGGCUGAAUGGUCACGGUUAGGAUUUGAAGAUACGAAAACAGAUAAAACAACGUCGUCGUCGUCCUCAUCGUCAACAUCAACGCGAAAUUAA
Molecule: messenger RNA, 305 nt
Organism: Musca vetustissima
Lineage: Eukaryota; Metazoa; Arthropoda; Insecta; Diptera; Muscidae
Product: cytochrome c oxidase assembly protein COX19
Exons: 1
Coding region: 9-305 (98 amino acids)
Biological process (GO): mitochondrial respiratory chain complex IV assembly
Cellular component (GO): mitochondrial intermembrane space
Source: RefSeq, a predicted model, not a curated record